CUCAGCCUCCUCAUUCCACCGGUGCGUAAAGCAGAGAGGUUACAAACUGAGUCAUUCUCACUUCCAGGCUUCUCAUUCCUCACGACACGACCAGAGGUGGGGGCUGCCUCAGGAUACAACCCACCCCACCUGUUCAGACCCGGGGAAUUGUGCGAGUGUUUGGGGACUUUUGGAGUGAAGAGAGAUCCCAGCUGGGCUUACCUGUCCCAUCCGCCGGUCCUCGGUGCGUCGUGUCCGGGCAGCAGAGACCCCAGCUGAACCCUCUGUUGGAUCAGAACCUUCAGGAUGAACAUGAAACUCCUCGGAGCUCUGAGCGGCUUCGUUCUGCUGACUCUGGCUGUUCUCGCCUCAGCCAGGCCCAAAGCAGGUCCAGAGCAGAAAUGUAAGUCUGGUCCGUUGGAUCUGGUCUUCCUCAUCGACAGCUCCCGCAGCGUGAGGCCACAUGAGUUCGAGACCAUGAGGAAGUUCAUGAUUGACAUCCUGAACACUUUGGAUAUCGGACUGGACACUACCAGAGUGGGAGUUGUCCAGUACUCCAGCCAGGUUCGCAGUGAGUUCAGUCUGAAAACCCACAGCAAGCUGGAAAACCUGGUGAAGGCCAUCAAUGAGAUUAUCCCUCUGGCUCAGGGCACCAUGACGGGCCUGGCCAUCAGAUACCUGAUGAACGAAGCUUUCAGUCCUGAGCAGGGCGACCGGCCGAAGGUUCCCAACGUAGCCGUGAUCGUGACGGACGGACGUCCUCAGGACCGCGUGGCGGAGGUGGCCGCUGAGGCCAGAGAGAAAGGCAUCGAGAUCUACGCCGUGGGCGUGGCCAGAGCCGACAUGGCAUCGCUCAGGGCCAUGGCCUCCCCGCCCUUCGAAGACCACGUCUUCCUGGUUGAGAGGUUUGAUCUCAUUCACCAGUUCGGACUGCAGUUCCAGGACAAACUCUGUGGUGUGGAUCUGUGUGUGGAGUCYGAGCACGGCUGUGAGCAGCUCUGUGAGAGCUCCCCAGGCUCGUACCACUGCCUCUGCCUGCCGGGCUACACRCUGAACCACGACGGAAAAACAUGUGCAGCCAUUGAUCUGUGUGCUGAGGGAAAACAUGACUGUGAACAAAUCUGCAUCAGCUCACCUGGUUCCUUCACCUGCGACUGCAACCAGGGAUACAACCUGAACACGGACAGGAAGACCUGCUCACCCAUCAACCUGUGUGCUGARGGCAAACAUGACUGCCAACAAGUCUGUGUCAACAUGGGACCGGGCAUCUUCACCUGCGACUGCAACGAGGGACACCGACUCAACGAGGACAAGAAGACCUGCUCAGCCAUUAACCUGUGUGCUGAGGGCAAACAUGACUGCCAACAAGUCUGCGUCCACAUGGGGCCGGGCAUCUUCACCUGCGACUGCAACAAAGGGUACAGACUCAACGAGGACGAGAAGACCUGCUCAGCCAUUGACCUGUGUGCGGAGGGGAAGCACGACUGUGAACAGAUCUGUGUCAGCGCUCCGGGCGUUUUCACCUGUGACUGUAACAAAGGCUUCAAACUCAACAAGGACAAGAAGACCUGCACAAACAUGGAUAUGUGUAAGACGGUGGUGCACGGCUGUGAGCACCAGUGUGUGAACACUCCUGGGUCGUACCACUGCAUCUGCCCUGAGGGGACGCUGCUGCAGGACGACGGCAAGAGCUGCGGCACCUGCAGGUCUGCAAACAUCGACCUCGUUCUUCUGAUUGACGGCUCCAAGAGCGUCCGACCUCAGAACUUUGAGCUCGUCAAAAAGUUUGUCAAUCAGGUUGUUGACUCUCUGGAUGUGUCAGCUCAUGGUACCAGAGUGGGUCUGGUUCAGUACUCCAGCCGGGUCAGGACAGAGUUCCCACUCAACAUGUUCCACACAGCUGAGGAGAUCAAAGCUGCAGUCAUGAAGGUUGAGUACAUGGAGAAAGGAACAAUGACGGGUCUGGCGCUGAAGCACAUGCUGGAGAACAGCUUCUCCGAGGCAGAAGGAGCUCGUCCAGCCAGUCGCAACAUCCCCCGAGUCGGACUGGUUUUCACAGAUGGGCGGUCCCAGGACGACAUCAGCGAGUUCGCCAAGAAGGUUAAAGAAGCAGGGAUCACCAUGUACGCUGUGGGCGUAGGAAAAGCUGUGGAAGACGAGCUCCGCGAGAUCGCGUCCGAACCUGUGGACAAACAUUUCUACUACACCACCGACUUCAGCGCCAUCAGCACCAUCGCUGAGGACCUCAAGCUUAAUGUCUGCCCAGCAGAGGAAAGUCAGGGUGAGAUCGAGGUGAAGGAUCCGUGCGCCUGUGAGAACCUGGUGGAGUUCCAGCAGGCCACCAUAAACAGCCUGGAGCAGCUCACGCAGAAACUGGGUUCCAUGACUGCCCGCCUGGAGCAGCUGGAGAACCAGCUCCUCACCAGGAAGUGAUGCAACCAGCGAGAACAUCGCUCAGGAAGAACAGUGAAAAGAAAGAAGAGGAGGGCACAUCCUGAAGCCCUGCAGCACACCAGUUUCUGCCAUCUGUGGGGCUUAGAGGACAACGAGGAAAAUAAAAACUCCUCAGACUGUUACACAAAAAGAAUGGUUUCCCAAAGCUUGUUUUUAACCUUUAUGAGCUCUUUGACGGUUCGAGGUUCAGAAUCUAAUUUCACUCAUAGUUGCUACGUUUCCUAAAAAUAUCUCAGUUCAGAUUAACAGAGUGUAUUCACAGAAUCCACGUUUUAAUCMCUUCAAAGCCUGUUUUUAAACUAGUUGUAAUGAGUGGACUGUAGAUAUUAGAUGUAAGCACAUUUUUACAACAGGUUUCAGUCAUAAACUCCAUCUGCUUCUUUUGUGCUUCAUUAAUGCUUUUUUUGUUUGUUUUAUGCAUAUUUUUUGAUAUAUUUAUGGUAGAUUGUUGUUUUCCAACCAACAGCUGAACAACAAACAUAAAAAAUCAGUUUUAUUACCACUUUAGAUAUUUUGAAAUAAAAUAUUGUUUUGCUGAUGUCUACGGUUUUUAAUCUGGGGCCUGAUGGCUUUGUUAAAAAUCUGAAAGAAAAAAAACUGGUUUGAAUUUUACAAAAAGGGAAUAUGAGGUGUUUGUGUGCUCAUUAAAGUUGUGGUUUGUUGUGAAAAUGGUAAAUAAUAUGCAGUUUUUUUUAUAAUAAAUAAUUUAAACUUUUCAAAAUAUUUCAUCUUCAGCCUUUGUAUUGGAUUMUGUGCAGAACAGGCCUCCUCACAUUGGUGUAAAAUCAGUGAUUGUUAACAGACAACAGACCAGGAACACAAAACAAAAACACACAAAAAAGCAAAAAACUAUUCAGAAGAGUUAAAACUGUUACAAAUUUCUCCUGCUUAUGUUAAAAAUUUGCAGUUUAUUAAAAAAAAACAAGUUUAUACCCAGUAAUGUUGCAACACUUGUAUGUUUUUUGUAYAUUUUAUUAUAGUUCCACUUUUUAUAAGUUUUUAAUGAAUCUGUAUUUUAUCAAAGAAGGCAAUAAAGAAGUGAAUUUGCUGA
Messenger RNA from Austrofundulus limnaeus, 3484 nucleotides. RefSeq names its product matrilin 4 (gene matn4). Gene Ontology annotation, molecular function: calcium ion binding. The record is from RefSeq and is a predicted model, not a curated record. Bases 286 to 2412 code for a protein of 708 amino acids. The transcript has 17 exons. NCBI's taxonomy places the organism in Eukaryota, Metazoa, Chordata, Actinopteri, Cyprinodontiformes, Rivulidae.